GACGUAAUAUUAUUGUACGUUUGCUAACGUUCCCCCCUCCCCAUACCAAAAAGGCUGUUGUCGUGUAGCGCAAAUUUACCAAGAGCUCAGACGUACUAUUAAAAUGCCCUGUGGCAAAAACUUUAGAAGGAGAAGGGACUCAUCAGACGUAGAGGAGGAUGAGACGACUGAAGAAGUAAGAUCAAAAGUGGAAGAGGCUAAAGAGCUUCAGAGUUUGCGGAGACGACAAAAUGGAGUCAGUGUGACCGCCUUGUUGGUUGGAGAGAAAUUGCAACCCGAGGCUGAAAUUGAUAAUGACCCAUUUAAACUGAAGACGGGGGGCGUUGUGGAUAUGAAGAAAGUCAAAGACAGGAAUAGGGACAUGACAGAAGAUGAGACAGACCUCAGCUUGGGCACCUCCUUCUCUGCUGAAACUAACAGAAGAGAUGAGGACGCAGACAUGAUGAAAUAUAUUGAGACAGAGCUGAAAAAGAAGAAGGGCUUGGUGGAAGCCGAGGAACAGAAAAUCAAGGUUAAGGAUGCAGAGGACCACCUGUAUGAGCUUCCUGAAAGCAUCCGGGUCAACUCUGCCAAGAAGACUGAGGAGAUGUUAUCCAAUCAAAUGCUGAGUGGUAUCCCUGAAGUCGACCUUGGCAUUGAUGCAAAGAUAAAGAACAUAAUCCAUACUGAGGAGGCAAAAGCCAAACUUCUGGCAGAACAAAGGAACAAGAAAAAAGACAAUGGCACAUCAUUUGUACCCACCAACAUUGCUGUCAACUAUGUCCAACACAACCGCUUUUAUCAUGAGGAUGCGAAUGCACCGCAGAGGCACCACAGACACAGAGAAGAGCCCAAGGCAAGACCACUGCGUGUGGGCGACACUGAGAAACCAGGUCCAGAGGCAAAAUCACCACCCAAUUACCGCAAGCGUCCGAACAACGAAAAGGCCACAGAUGACUAUCACUAUGAGAAGUUCAAGAAGAUGAAUCGCCGAUAUUAAAAAGCUGUAUGUUUUUGUUUGAAGAAUAAAUAAUACAAUUCACUUCCUUUUUACAGAAAUAGUCCAUAAAUGAGCUUUAAGGGUCUAUGUUCCCCAAACAACUGUUAACGACAACUCCCAGGACAGCAUUGUACUUUGUGAAUAUUGUAUAUAGCUCUCUGUGGUUAUCUGUACUCAGUACAUUUGCAUUGUAGUGUGUUAUGUUGGAGGAUUAUUCAACAUAAAUGUUGCUUAUGUAGGGCAUGAUUGUCUUAUUAAGAAAUCAGUCAAAUAAGACAAGAUAUGUUAUGGAAAACAGGAAGGACAUGAAAGUUGCCCGUGUUUCUGCUCUAGAUUUAGAUUAAAUUUGUUUAUAACUUUGUCCACCCUUGUCUUUUUUAGCUGUACAGUUGUGUUUUUAAGGCUUUCAAAAACAGAUCUGAUUAAAAUGAUAAAAAAACA
This is a messenger RNA of Monopterus albus (swamp eel), 1420 nucleotides long. RefSeq names its product chromosome unknown C9orf78 homolog (gene cunh9orf78). Gene Ontology annotation, cellular component: spliceosomal complex. The record is from RefSeq and is a predicted model, not a curated record. NCBI's taxonomy places the organism in Eukaryota, Metazoa, Chordata, Actinopteri, Synbranchiformes, Synbranchidae. The coding region runs from base 104 to 979 and encodes 291 amino acids. The transcript is spliced from 9 exons. Gene Ontology annotation, biological process: mRNA splicing, via spliceosome.